This is a messenger RNA of Physcomitrium patens, 2100 nucleotides long. RefSeq names its product cystathionine gamma-synthase 1, chloroplastic. The record is from RefSeq and is a predicted model, not a curated record. Lineage: Eukaryota; Viridiplantae; Streptophyta; Bryopsida; Funariales; Funariaceae. Gene Ontology annotation, molecular function: pyridoxal phosphate binding; cystathionine gamma-synthase activity. Gene Ontology annotation, biological process: transsulfuration. Gene Ontology annotation, cellular component: chloroplast.
UAAUGUGAGCGGAGCCUCUGUGACCGAGGUUAACAGGAUUCUCAACCGUGGUUAGCUCAACUAAACACCCGCAGCAUCUCAGUGUCACCGUCCUUAUGUUUGGCGAGUUGCGCGGCUCUUGUACGUUCCUGUGUUCAUUCCGCUGUUUCAAUAGCUCUGUCCAGAUUCGGUGAGGCGCAGAAGUGUAGAUUAUCUAAGUAGGUAUCCCUCGACACCAAUAACUGCCGAUUUGGUGCAGUGUGUGAGCAGUUUUUGAUCUCUGAAGGUUAGGCUUGUGGUUCGUGGGAAGGAGAGCGAGAGGAGCAAUGGCUGCAGCGUUGUGUAUAGGGCAGGCGGCGGCGUCAGCAAUGCCGAGUGCUGGCUACGAGUAUCGUCCAGAUGCGUCAGGAGGUGCUGCGUCUGGAAAAUCCGGAUUCGGAGGAAGUGAGCAGGUGCCGGUGAAUGUCGCCCGCAAGGGUUUCUUUUGCCCGCCUUGCAUCACUCGCUUUCCACCGAAUUUUGUACGCCAGUCGAGUAUCAAGGCGCGUCGCAACUGCAGCAACAUUGGUGUGGCGCAGGUCGUAGCUGCCUCUGCGACGGAUCGUAGCAAUCCUGCUGCUGUUGCGGCGGCGCUGACGUCAUCGACUCAGGCGGAGCUCGCGAAUAUUGGAAACGGCAGUGCCGUUGUUUCUGCAGAUGCAAAUGAGGCUCUUCUUGAGUCUGGCACCUCUCUUGCUAGUGCAGGAGCUUCAGAGACUGAGAAGCCCAGGCGGAGCAAAUCAAGCACGCUGGCUGUUCAUGGUGGUGAGAGAACUAGGCGUCCGAAGGUGCAAGAUACCUUGACAAUACCAAUUUGUCAGACAUCCACUUAUACGUUUAAAGAUACAGCUGAGUUGAUUGCAUUUCAGGAAGGAACGUUCACUAGUUUCGAGUAUGGGCGGUAUGGCAACCCAACAACUAAUGCCGUGGAAGAGAAAAUCAGUGCUUUGGAAGGGGCUGAGACGACAUUGUUGUCUGCUUCAGGCAUGUGUGCAGCUACCACUAUGCUUCUAGCACUGGUUCCUGCCGGUGGACACAUCGUAACCACCACUGAUUGUUAUCGAAGGACUCGCCAAUUUAUUCAGACCGUGCUUCCCAAAAUGGGUAUCACGACAACUGUGAUCGAUCCUGCGGACAUUUCUGCUCUUCAGCAUGCACUGGAGCAAAACAAAGUGUCAAUAUUCUUUUCUGAGUCGCCCACUAAUCCUUACCUAAGGUGUAUCGAUAUUGAAUUAGUAUCCAAACUGUGUCACGAGCACGGUGCUCUCGUCUGCAUUGAUGGUACUUUUGCGACGCCUGUAAAUCAACAGGCAUUAGCUCUGGGUGCCGACCUCGUACUUCACUCUGCGACGAAGUACCUCGCCGGGCACAACGAUGUACUGGCAGGAAGUCUCAGCGGGUCCAAACAAUGCCUUUCUGCUGUGCGAGCUCUGCACAAUAUUCUCGGAGGUGUUGUAGACCCAAAUGCUGCAUACCUAAUUUUGCGUGGAUUGAAGACUUUAGAUCUUCGAGUCAAGCAACAGAACAAAACAGCAUAUUUGCUAGCACAGAAUCUAGAAGCUCACCCUAAGGUGGCACGUGUACAUUAUCCUGGAUUAGAAAGUCAUCCAGAACAUCAGAUUGCGAAGCGACAGAUGACUGGCUUUGGCGGUGUCAUUAGUUUUGAGAUAGAUGGAGAUCUGGAAACAACAUCAAAAUUUAUUGAUGGCCUCAGAAUCCCUUACAUUGCGCCUUCCCUUGGUGGAGUAGAAAGUCUGGUUGAACAACCAACCAUCAUAUCUUACUGGGACCAAAGCCCAGCUGAGAGAGCACGUAUUGGAAUCAAGGACAAUUUGGUUCGCUUUAGCUGUGGCGUUGAGGACUAUGAAGACAUUCUCAAUGAUGUUAUGCAGUCAUUAGACGCCUUGUAAUACACUGCGUACUUCUUGAUUUCGUGCCUUGGAAUAGCGUACACGUUCUCGUUUUACGAGAUAGAUCUUAGUGCACUUCGACUUAGUCGUUUUAACAGCGACUUGUAACAUUGCCGUUGACGGGCCAUCUUUACACUUGGUAACAUGCUGAGCUCAUAUUUUGUUCUUGCGA